This is a messenger RNA of Impatiens glandulifera, 1825 nucleotides long. Its product is annotated as scarecrow-like protein 32. Gene Ontology annotation, cellular component: nucleus. The record is from RefSeq and is a predicted model, not a curated record. Gene Ontology annotation, biological process: regulation of DNA-templated transcription. The coding region runs from base 322 to 1620 and encodes 432 amino acids. Lineage: Eukaryota; Viridiplantae; Streptophyta; Magnoliopsida; Ericales; Balsaminaceae. The transcript has a single exon. Gene Ontology annotation, molecular function: sequence-specific DNA binding; DNA-binding transcription factor activity.
GCAAAAAGGGCUUUUGAUGGUGAUGAUGAGCAGCUUUCAAGCGGCCUCGUUGCUUCCUCAAAUGAUAAUAUUAGUGAUAGCAGAAAAAAGCUAAAAUCUUUACUAUGAACUGUCCCUAUUCCUCUUCCAAAUUGACUUUUUUUUCGCACCUCUCAUAUCUGAUGAACAUCUCUUUCCACUUCAAUUCAACUACCAGGCUCCAUGAUAAGUCUAUUUCUCUAUAGAUUCAUUUGCAGAAACAAAAAGAACCCAACCGCUUCCGGAUCGCUUCCCAAUAAUUUCUAGAUAGAUCGAUCCAUCGAUUCAUUAACAUCUUCUCAAAUGAUGCAAUUUACGGAGACAACCUUUCUCUCCACCCAAAACAACCAAUUUCUCAAUACCGGUUUUCCGGCUUUCCCCACCGCCGUCACUCCCCCACCGCCGCUGCCGCAACCCAAACCUCUUGAAAAUUGCAUGGAGCAGCUUUUAGUUCAUUGUGCGAACGCAAUCGAGAGUAACGAUGCUACACUUUCUCAGCAAAUUCUUUGGGUUUUAAACAAUAUCGCUCCUCCAGACGGAGACUCCAACCAACGACUCGCAUCCGCCUUCCUCCGUGCCCUAAUUACACGAGCCGCCACCUGCGGUUCCAGUAAACUCCUGUCUGCGGUUGCGGCAGCUUCUUCAGCCGCGGAAACUAUCGAGACACAUAGGUUCUCCGUCAUAGACCUGGCUGCCUUUGUAGACCUCACUCCCUGGCACCGGUUCGGUUUUACAGCUGCAAACGCAGCCUUAUUGGAUGCUGUUCUAGGGUUUCGAGUUAUCCACGUGGUUGACCUAAGUUUGACCCACUGCAUGCAAAUCCCUACGUUAAUCGACUCCAUAGCCGCCCGGCGUCCGGAGGGGCUGGCUCUGGUGAAACUAACGACGGUGGUGGGUUCUGGCCAGGGAACACCGCCGUUGCUCGACCUCUCUUACGAGGAGUUAGGGUUGAAAUUGUCGAAUUUCGCUAUGAGUAGGAAUAUCACUUUGGAAUUCACCGUGGUUAAAUCGGACCCAUCCGACGGGUUCUCAUCGUUAAUCGAUCACCUCCGAACAACCCAACGAAAUCAAAACGAAGCUUUGGUGGUGAACUGUCAGAUGAUGUUGCAUCGGAUACCGGAAGAAACUGUUUCAUUUUGUCACCGUACGAUGUUCUUGAAUUCUCUACGAGGUUUGGAACCGACCAUCGUUAUCUUGGUGGACGAGGACGCGGACUUCACAUCGAAUAAUCUCGUGACUAGGUUAAGAUCGGCGUUUAACUAUCUAUGGAUUCCGUUUGAUACCAUAGACACUUUUUUGCCCAAGGGGAGCAAGAAGAGACAAUGGUACGAGGCUGAGAUAUGUUGGAAGAUCGAGAACGUGAUCGCGAGAGAGGGGAAUCGGAGGGUGGAGAGACAAGAGACGAAAGGAACGUGGGGACAGAGGAUGAUGGCUGCGAAUUUUCAUGGGGUAGGGUUUGGGGAGGAGGCGGUUAAGGAGGUGAAGGGGAUGUUGGAAGAACAUGCGGCUGGAUGGGGGAUGAAGAGAGAAGAGGAUGAUCUUGUGCUCACUUGGAAAGGUCAUGAUGUUGUUUUUGCAACUGCUUGGAAACCUGCAAUGUAACUUUUGAUUCAUGAUUUGAUUUUGAUGAUACUGUUUAUUAGCUAGUUCUUGAUAAUACACCUUAAUUUGGAAGUGAAAGGAAAGAACAGAAUGAUGUCUUUCUUUGUAAUAGAUUGGGAUAGGUGAUUUCUGAUCAAAGGAGAUUUGACAUACUUUAGAAUUUGUCAUAAUUAGGUUUGAUUAUGUGUUUCUGCAAGCAUUAGGU